Molecule: messenger RNA, 1465 nt
Organism: Zingiber officinale
Lineage: Eukaryota; Viridiplantae; Streptophyta; Magnoliopsida; Zingiberales; Zingiberaceae
Product: F-box/LRR-repeat protein 25-like
Exons: 3
Coding region: 71-1330 (419 amino acids)
Molecular function (GO): protein binding
Source: RefSeq, a predicted model, not a curated record
UGCUGUUACACAUCAUAUAAAGAUCUAGAGAAAGCCACACCCCUAACGCCGCCGCCGCCUUCCUACCUUCAUGGACAAUUUGAUUAUCAGCCGCCGCCGCCGCUUUCGCCGGCACUUGCAGUCGGAAUUAGGGGAAGAAGACUACCUGAGUAAUCUCCCGGACGAGCUUCUCCACCACAUCCUCUCCUUCCUCCCCACCCUCGACUCCAUCCGCACCUCUGUUCUGGCCCGCAGGUGGCGGCACGUCUGGACUUCCGUCCCGGUCAUCGACUUCUCCUACCUCCCGCUAAAAUCCAGCAUCAUCGACCGCUUCUUGGCUUCCCGCGGCGGCGACUCUUUCUCUCGUCUUCACUUCACCGGACUCCGCCGCGUUGAUCGCGAAAAUGUCGUCUAUAAGUUGGUCGAAUAUGCCAAAUCCCACGAUGCCCAGCACGUGACUCUCCUCGAUUUCUUCUUCGAGCAAUGCCGCCUUUCUCUUUUCGACCUCCUGUUCGAUUGGCCAUCGCUCGUGUCGUUGGAUCUCCGAGUCGUCGGCUGUAAGAGUCGCACAUUAUCCAAAUGCAUCUUCAGAUUGAACAAUCUCAAGACUCUUUCCCUCGCACUCCCCGAAAACACAAUUCGUAACGAGAGCUUGGCGAAGCUGCUCUCCGGCUGCCCUGUUUUGGAAGAACUAAAAUUGAAUGCAGACUAUCUCUGGGACGACGAACUCAUUCAAAUCGAAGCCCCAAAUCUUCUCCGAUUAACUCUGAUUCCUACUCCAACGAACCUUCAAAUCAAUUGUCAAAAACUCGAAUAUCUAAGGCUAAAUCCCGACUUCAGUUUCAUGUACUUGCAUGUCGAAGCGCCCUCUUUGACCUCUGUUCGAUUAUACAAUAUUUGGCGCUUUAGGACAUUUGCUCAUACGGUAUGCGACGUGACUGCAGUAGCUAUAAUUUUGUCAGAUGAAUGUCUUUCGGGCUUUUCUCCUAAAUUCUUGAGAAAAUAUAAGGCCGUCAUCCAAGGGUUUCCCAUCUUUCACAACCUGCUCGAGUUGAAAAUCAAAAUAUAUGUUGCAGAGAAGUUGAGCUUGGACAUCGUGUUAGAUCUUCUUCGAUGCGCACCGAAUCUGCAGUCGCUCGUUGUAACUGCGUACAAAAAGGCACGGUGGUAUGAUGAGGAUUUCGACGAGUGGGAGAAGAGUUCAUCAUCGAGGAUUAAUGAGCCAUUGGAGCCAUUGGAGCAUCUGGAAAGAGUUUCGGUGAAUAUGAAGAGCAAAAGAAUCAGAUCGGCGUUUCUGAAGACUCUCUCAGAUAGAGUUCCAACGUGGGAUCGAGCAGUAGUCUCCUAUUAAAUUUUGAUAUGUUAAUACUGAUUUUGUUGACUUUGUGACUCGAGUAGCAGUCUCCUAUUAAAUUUUGAUAUGUUAAUACUGAUUUUGUUGACUUUGUGUCAUUCAUCCAAUGCAAUGUUUUAACAAAUUAAUUAA